Messenger RNA from Strongylus vulgaris, 348 nucleotides. The record is from the annotation of a GenBank genome assembly. NCBI's taxonomy places the organism in Eukaryota, Metazoa, Nematoda, Chromadorea, Rhabditida, Strongylidae.
AUGGACGUGUGUGUCAUUGUCGGGAAGUGGUUGUCUAGGCUGGGUAUCAUUCAGGGUAUGACAGCAAAGGGGGUAUCACCUGCAUCCACUUGGUAUGUCAACAAAAGCAAACUAGAACCCUUAGAUAUCAAACUGCUGGCAGAAAUGAGGCCGGGAACAGGGAAUUCGCAGUGGGAGGCGUCCGACGUCGGGGCAACAGAUCUGGAUACACGCGACUAUGAAGGCGUGCUGCUGGGGGUUGGGUCCAGCACACUACAGAGGGAGGCAAAGAGAGGCCGCCAGCAUAACAACAACCGUCCAUCUCUUAUAGAUGUGAACAAUCCAACUGGUUCAAGAAUUCCUACUUGA